Molecule: messenger RNA, 1554 nt
Organism: Coprinopsis cinerea okayama7#130
Lineage: Eukaryota; Fungi; Basidiomycota; Agaricomycetes; Agaricales; Psathyrellaceae
Product: D2HGD protein
Exons: 7
Coding region: 1-1554 (517 amino acids)
Cellular component (GO): mitochondrion
Molecular function (GO): catalytic activity; FAD binding
Source: RefSeq, a predicted model, not a curated record
AUGCUCUCCUCCCGCGUCCACAGAGUUGCCUCGCGCAUUCCCCAUAGGCUUCUCGUCAAUGCCCGCUUAGCCUCCUCCGUCCCCCAACUCAACUCUGUCACACCAGAGGACAUUGCUCACUUUGCAAAAAUACUCCCGCCCUCCUCUAUUCUCUCGACGUUGGGUCCAGCUGCCUCUGCAACCUCAGAGGAUCUCGACAUUUACAACUGUGACUGGAUCGGCCGAUACAAGGGUCACUCGACCACAGUGCUCAAACCUAAAACCACUGAACAAGUGAGCCAGAUCCUCAAGUGGUGCAAUGAAAGGCGCAUCGGUGUCGUCCCUCAAGGUGGAAAUACCGGCCUCGUUGGUGGAAGCGUCCCAGUCAGGGAUGAGGUCGUCCUUUCCCUUGCGAACAUGAACCAGGUUCGGACGUACGAUCCGGUCUCUGGAAUCCUUGUCGCAGAUGCUGGCUGCAUCUUGCAGUCGUUAACCGACCACGUUGCACCAGAUCACAUCAUGCCAAUUGACCUUGGCGCUAAAGGAAGGCAAGUUCCCGCCAUUUUCCGUACCACCCCAACCAUGCUCACGCGUUCCCCAUUCCAGCUGUCAGAUUGGCGGAAAUGUCGCAACAAAUGCAGGCGGCCUGAGGCUGCUUCGGUCGUCUUGGCCGAUGGAACUAUCCUCGACCAACUAACUACCUUGAGGAAAGACAACACAGGUUAUGAUUUGAAGCAAUUGUUCAUCGGUGCCGAGGGAACACUUGGUGUUAUUACUGGUGUCUCUAUCCUUACUCCCCCUGCCCCGCAAUCGACCAACAAUGUCAUCUUGGCUCUACCAUCAUACAAGAACGUUCUCCCGCUGUUUCAAAAGGUCAAACAUCACCUAUCCGAAAUCCUUUCGGCUUUCGAAUUUAUUGACCGCACAGCCUACGAUUUGGCUGUCAAACACGGCCAAGGUCGUGCGCUUAGCGAGGAUGAAGUCGAAGGUGCCGAGUGCUUUGUUCUGGUCGAGACAAGUGGUGGUCGUCGCGAACACGAUGAGGAGAAGCUGAAUGAUCUUCUGGAAUCUUUGCUGACGGCGGACGAGCCACUCAUCAACACCGGUGUCUUGGCUCAAAACCCUGCACAAUUUGCUUCCCUCUGGGCAUUGCGCGAGGGUGUGCCUGAAGCGGUAUCAAAGGAGGGCAAGGCCUAUAAAUACGAUAUCUCGAUCCCUGUGGCCAAAUUCCAAGAGGUUGUUGACAACACUCGGGAGCACCUUCGCAGCAAAGGUUUGCUGCAUGAAAAUGCCGUUAAGCAUGUCGUUGGCUACGGUCACGUCGGUGACGGCAACUUGCAUUUGAACGUCGUUGCUCAUUCAUUCCAGCCUGAGAUUGAGGCGGCUCUUGAACCUUAUAUCUACGAGGUCGUCCAAUCUCUGCGAGGUUCAAUUUCUGCCGAGCAUGGUAUCGGUGCGAUGAAGACUCACGCCCUGCCAUACUCCAAGAGCCAGGCUAGCAUUGACUUGAUGCACAAGAUCAAACACAUCUUCGAUCCCAAUGGCAUUAUGAACCCGGGCAAGGUCCUCGAGUAG